Messenger RNA from Camponotus floridanus (Florida carpenter ant), 2314 nucleotides. RefSeq names its product glutamate decarboxylase (gene Gad1). Gene Ontology annotation, biological process: carboxylic acid metabolic process. The transcript is spliced from 12 exons. Gene Ontology annotation, molecular function: pyridoxal phosphate binding; carboxy-lyase activity. The coding region runs from base 438 to 2057 and encodes 539 amino acids. Lineage: Eukaryota; Metazoa; Arthropoda; Insecta; Hymenoptera; Formicidae. The record is from RefSeq and is a predicted model, not a curated record. Gene Ontology annotation, cellular component: cytoplasm.
UCAUCCUCCUAUAUAACUCCCACCAGUUGCGACCGGAUACAGCCACGCCUACGUAAAAGCACCCCCAUUGGAGAGGGUGAUUGCGUAGGUUGUGCUGAAAUGAAACUGGGUCAGGCAGACUCGAGGCAGGCCGAGUCAGGCCGAAGCUCGAGAAUCGUCCAGGCGUUUUCGACACGAAGCAGUCCCUUGGAAACCACCCCGAAGCCCGUCGUUGCUGCGCCACUUCAUCGGCAUUCCAUCCUUAAAGCCUACGCUCGCUCCGAAGCGAAACCUAGCCUCGUUAAGACCGCAAAUCAAGCCACCCGGCCACGAAGAAAACCCGGAAGAAGCAGCGGGAUUAGAUUACACACGUGAGUUUCGACGCAUUGAUUUGAUAAAGCGGAUGACGACAACAUUCAACACAAUGGACUGUUGAGGCGAGGGACACAAGCAGAGACAUGGACAAUGUGCAAAUGAUCGGCACUAAAAUCACAGCGAUCAAGGAAUACUUAUAUAAUUUCGCACGAACGCAUUCACCUACCAGACUAAUGAGUUCCGAAAACACCUAUUCGCUCUCGAAGGAGCAUUGCAACUUGAAGUAUUCGGACAUUCUGCCAAACAACGUAGAAGGUUAUCCGGCCACUAAAGAGUUCUUGAUGAAGGUAGUGGAUAUCCUGCUAGACUUCGUCAAAUCAACGAAUGAUAGAAAUGCGAAGGUUCUCGAUUUUCAUCAUCCUGCUGACAUGAUGCGUCUACUCGAUCUUGAAAUACCUGAUACUGGAUUGACUCUUCAACAGCUCUUACUAGAUUGUUCCAUGACCUUAAAAUAUCAAGUGAAAACAGGACAUCCACACUUCUUCAAUCAAUUAUCAUGCGGUCUUGAUUUAAUAUCCAUGGCCGGUGAAUGGCUAACCGCAACAGCGAACACGAACAUGUUUACCUACGAGAUUGCUCCUGUGUUUAUUCUGAUGGAACAUUUCGUUUUGCAAAAAAUGCGCGAGCUUAUAGGCUGGAAUUGCGGCGAUUCCAUUCUCGCUCCAGGAGGAUCUAUUAGCAAUCUUUACGCCUUUCUUGCGGCCAGACAUAAAAUGUUCCCAUACUAUAAAGAGAAAGGACUCUCUGCUAUUGGAGGGCAGUUGGUUAUGUUUACGUCCGAUCAGUGCCAUUAUUCUGUGAAAUCAUGCGCUUCCGUUUGUGGUCUCGGAACGGAUAACUGCGUGAUGGUGCCUAGCGACGAACGCGGUCGCAUUAUUCCAUCGAAGUUGGAGGAAUCAAUUCUCGAGCGUAAGGCCAAAGGUCACAUACCGUUCUUCGUGAAUGCCACUGCGGGAACAACGGUUAUUGGUGCAUUCGACCCGAUCCCAGAAAUCGCUGAUAUCUGUCAAAAAUAUAAGCUCUGGCUGCAUGUCGACGCGGCUUGGGGUGGUGGACUGCUUCUGUCGAGAAAGUACAGGCAUCCGAGAUUAUCUGGCAUCGAACGGGCUGACUCGGUGACAUGGAAUCCUCAUAAACUUAUGGGAGCCCUGCUUCAAUGUUCUACCAUUCAUUUUAAGGAAGACGGGCUACUGAUCAGCUGUAACCAAAUGUCCGCGGAAUACCUGUUUAUGACAGACAAGUUAUACGACGUGAGGUACGACACUGGCGAUAAGGUCAUUCAAUGCGGACGUCACAAUGACAUUUUCAAGCUUUGGUUGCAAUGGCGCGCCAAGGGCACAGAAGGUUUCGAGAAACACAUGGAUCGGUUGAUGGAACUGACGGAGUAUAUGGUUAAAAGAAUUAAACAAAUGCCCGACAAAUAUUAUCUGAUUCUCGAGCCUGAAUUGGUGAACGUCUGUUUUUGGUACCUGCCCACGCGCGUGCGAAACAUGCCACAUACCGCGGAGAGAAUAAAAAUUUUAGGCGAGAUUUGUCCAAUUUUGAAGGGCCGCAUGAUGCAAGCUGGUACACUGAUGGUUGGUUAUCAGCCGGACGAUCGGCGGCCCAACUUCUUCAGGAAUAUUAUCUCCAGUGCCGCCGUAACGGAAGCUGACAUCGAUUUCCUCUUGGCCGAGAUGGAUCGAUUGGGUCAUGACUUGUAAGAAAUCUGUCCACACAUAGGCAUUAAUCAUACAAUAUGCAGUGGUUAAACGAUUGAGCGUUUUAACAUUGGCGACAAUCGUUUUUGUCGCACAAUUUAUCUUAACAUAUUCUUCGCAACAUAUUUAGAAAAGAUAUGUAUGCGAUGAAUUUGAAGCUCAGAUCAAAAUUCAAAAUCAUCAGUAUGAAAUGUAAAAUAUGCGAAGGUAUGUUUGAUUUCGAUAAUCGAUAAACGAUAAUCUUGAUUUUAUUGUUGUAA